Owenia fusiformis is the source of this 1400-nucleotide messenger RNA. NCBI's taxonomy places the organism in Eukaryota, Metazoa, Annelida, Polychaeta, Sabellida, Oweniidae. The record is from the annotation of a GenBank genome assembly.
GGAAUUUUUAUGCAACUCAUGUUUUCUCUCAAAAUUUUCAGACUUCUUCAUUUUUUUUCUAUUUCAAGAAAAAUCUCAAGAACUUCGAGGACUGAAGUCAAGCAGAAGAUGGAAGACAAACGACCUCAAUUUGGUAACAGAUUCCUGACGGAGUCAAACAAUGUGUUUGAACACAAUGCCUGGGACAAUGUGGUCUGGGAUGAAGAGCAAGAGAAAGAGGCAUUGGAGAAAGUCAAAGCAAACUCAAUUAAUCUUGUCAGCCAGGAAAUGUUUGAGAAAUAUGAAAAUGAAGCUGGGGAUUAUUGGGACAGUUUCUAUACAAUACAUCAAAAUAGAUUUUUUAAAGAUCGACACUGGUUAUUCACAGAAUUUCCAGAACUUGCCCCUCCAACACUGACUGAUGCUAUGGAAGCGUCAAACAUAGAUGAAGACAGCUCAGAAUCCAAUUCAACAAUAUUGACUGCAAAAGAGACCGUUCUAAAAAUAGGAGAUACAACUAACACUAAUGAUGAUAAAGAAAAGACAAAAUUUUCAUUAAACACUGCAAGAGAGAUAAACAAUGAACCCAAAUCAGACAGUGCACAGAUAGAUAAAGCUUCGAGUUCUUUAGCUAAUGAUUUGAAAACAAAAGAACCUGAAGUGUGUUAUGAGGAAGGUUCAAAUGAUACCAUUACAGGUGAUAAAGGUGAAGGUGAUGUAUAUCCUGGUGAGAAGGCUCACAUGAGAAUACUAGAAGUUGGAUGUGGAGUUGGCAAUACAGUUUUUCCUGUCCUCCAAACCAACAAUGAUCCUGGUGUGUUUGUAUAUUGUUGUGAUUUCUCCAACACUGCAAUUGAUAUUGUGAAGGAGCAUGCAGAUUACGAUCCAGAGAGGUGUCAUGCUUUCUAUUGUGACAUCACAGACAUGUCAGCCCCUCUACCAUUCCCUGAGAAUAGUCUGGAUGUAAUUGUCAUGAUCUUUGUGCUGUCAGCUACUCACCCACAUAAGAUGCAAGAAGCUAUGAAUAGACUAGCAAGACACCUGAAGCCUGGGGGAAAAAUCAUGUUCAGGGAUUACGGCAGAUAUGACAUGGCUCAACUUCGCUUCAAAAAUGGUAAAUGUCUAUCUGAUAAUUUCUAUGUUCGAGGAGAUGGCACAAGGGUCUAUUUCUUCACUCAAGAAGAACUGAGGGAUUUGUUCACAAAGGCAGGAUUAGUAGAGGAACAAAAUUUGAUUGACAGGCGACUUCAGGUGAACCGGGGUCGACAGAUAAAGAUGUACAGAGUCUGGGUCCAGUGUAAAUAUAGGAAACCACUCACAUGAUUUAAUGUAGUGGAGAACUGACAUUUUAGUUGGUUUUACAUAGAAGGAAUGAAAAUAAAUGAAUCAAAAUAACUUUGUGUUCUGUGGAUAGAGAAAAA